UACAAGAACAGAGAUCCUUAAAUUAUACAAGAAUCUUAUGUUGUAUUCUAAGUCCCUGACAUUCACUGAUCCGGCGUACUUUAGACGGAGAGUGGCCACGGAAUUUCGUAAUAAUAAAUCUCUAACUAACGCUAAAGAUAUUUCGUUUGCAUACCAGAAAGGAGAAGCUCUGUUGCGUCGUGGUUCAGUUGUGUAAAAUGCUGCUUAAUCCACUGUGCCGUCUGCAUGUGGGUAUUGCGUCCCGGGUGUGUGCGGCAUUCAAACACACAAUAGAUUAUUCUAAGGUCCCUAAAAUCAAUGAAAGUGAUUUGUCAGAACAGUUUGUUAGAGGAAGUGGACCUGGUGGUUCUGCUGUCAACAAAAAUGCAAAUUGUGUUGUUCUUACACAUAUUCCAACAGGUCAUGUGAUAAAAUGCCACACAAGUAGAUGUCAAGAUGAAAAUAGGAAAAGAGCCCGUGAGAUGCUGGUUGCUAAGUUAGAUGAAGAGCUAAAUGGAGAAGACAGUGUCACAGCACAAAAGAGAAGAUUAGAAAGUAAUAAGUUUAAAAAAACAGAAUAUAAGAAGAAGAAAAUGGCACAGUUAAAAAGUGAGUGGAAGAAAAGGGAAGGCCUAGCCUAGAGUGCUUUAAACUGGAUUGUAGUGUAC
Messenger RNA from Spodoptera exigua (beet armyworm), 647 nucleotides. Lineage: Eukaryota; Metazoa; Arthropoda; Insecta; Lepidoptera; Noctuidae. The record is from the annotation of a GenBank genome assembly.